Messenger RNA from Planococcus citri (citrus mealybug), 8191 nucleotides. RefSeq names its product plexin B (gene PlexB). Gene Ontology annotation, cellular component: semaphorin receptor complex; plasma membrane. Gene Ontology annotation, molecular function: semaphorin receptor activity; protein binding. The record is from RefSeq and is a predicted model, not a curated record. Bases 764 to 6577 code for a protein of 1937 amino acids. NCBI's taxonomy places the organism in Eukaryota, Metazoa, Arthropoda, Insecta, Hemiptera, Pseudococcidae. Gene Ontology annotation, biological process: semaphorin-plexin signaling pathway involved in axon guidance; regulation of cell migration; sensory neuron axon guidance. The transcript is spliced from 24 exons.
GCUUCAUAUGUAUUACCACAAUCCUCAAGUGGUAGCGAGCAAAAAAGUCCCAAUAAGAAAGAAAACAAAGAAAGAAGACGAAGACUAAUAAAAGAUAAAAGAAAAGAAUACGAGAAACAGAGUCGGAGAGAAUGAUACUCGUAUUCUUGUAGACCACGAACAAGAACAGCCGAAAUUUGAACGAUGGUGCGAUUGUUUAUGCUUGUAAUUUUCAAUUAAUUUAAUUUCGAUUUUAUUUAUCGCGAAAUUUUCUUAUUAAAAUAUUCGAAAGCGAUUUCAUUAGGUAGUUCUUUAUUUCGGUAAAUGUGUUUCGCGUAAACUUUUAUACUUCAUAGUUCCGGCGGUUUUGUUAGUGUGUGUUUUAUUCGGUGUUUUUUUUUUAUUAUUAUACUUAAUAAUUUUUUUCUUUUAUUUUUUAUCCAAUUUUGUAAUAUUUAUUCCGAGUUUUAUAAUUUAUUUAUAAUUUGUGUGAAUGUGUUAACGGUGUACAAAGUGCAUAGUGUUGUUCCUGAAAUAAUUCUAACGUCGAUUUCCAGUGAAACGAAAAUGCUGCUGGAAUGGAUAACUGCAUUCAAAGGUCGUGCCACGAGGUCGCCACGUUGCCGGACCAUGUAUUCAUGAGACACAGAUGCACAAAUGUGUCUGAGAAAAAAGAAAAAAUAUUUUGCUGUUAUUUCGGAAUUGAUAAAAUGAAAUUCAAGGAACGACGGUGAUGACCUCCUGAAACCUGGAUCGGAGGAAUAUUUGCGGGUCACACCAUAGAAUGGGCGUACGUUUGGCGGCCACAUUACUGGUGGUACUAUUGUUGCUUCGGAGGGUAGUACGCGGCGGCAGCGGUGUCGGUGGACUUCUCGGCAGCAACGACGGUCCGGUCGCCGCCGUCUUUCCAACAUUUCCCAGCCAAGGAGGUAACUGUUCGGUGCACAACUUGAAGGAGUUCAAUCAUCUGCAACUGGAUCGACGUACAGGUCGCAUUUACGUCGGAGGCGUUAAUCGAAUCAUCCAGCUGGACUCGUCGUUGAACCUAGAAGCAUGCGUGAUCACCGGGCCCAAACGUGACAGUCCCCAGUGUCACGCUAGCGGCUGCAAUUCGCCCGAAAUCGAGACCUCGUUGAUGGAUAACACCAAUAAAAUCCUGCUGCUGUAUACCGAGCUGGAUAACUUGAUUGCUUGCGGAUCGCUGUUCCAGGGCGCUUGCGAAAAAUACCAACUCAGCAAUAUCUCGGCUCCGGCCAAAUUCGUGCCGAUCAGCAUCGCCGCCAAUGAUGACCACUCGUCCACCUACGCUUUCAUAGGACCCGAACAGUACAACCAGUGGAAGCAGUCGAACGUCUUGUACGUCGGUACCACCUUCACCAAUAACGGAGAUUACCGAGAAGACGUACCGGCCAUUUCUAGUCGUAAUCUGGAUACGUUGGAUUUCGCUCUUAUCUCCUUCUCUCAACAGUCUCUGCUCAAGAUCGACGUCAAAUACAGAGAUCAUUUUUUAGUCAAAUACGUAUACGGGUUCAAUUCGAGCGAUUUCGCGUACUUCGUCAUUGUCCAGAAACAAUCUCAUUUGCCAGGUCAGGAAGAACUAGGAUAUGUGACCAGGUUAGCCAGGGUAUGCAUCAAUGACGCCAAUUACGACAGCUAUACCGAAGUUACUCUGCAAUGUCUGGUCAAAGAAUCCGGCGAAAAGGAAAAGGUUACCAAUUACAAUCUAGUGCAAGAUGUGAAAAUCGCUCAAGCUGGCGAAGAACUGGCCAACAGUUUGGGCAUUAAACCGGGUGAUACGAUAUUGGCAGCGAGCUUCUCACCUAGCAAAGGCAUACUGAACGAGCCUCAAGCUCAAUCGGCCCUCUGUAUUUAUAGUAUGCGCGAAAUCGAAGCAAAGUUCAACGAAAAUAUACACAUGUGCUUCAACGGAAGCAUCAAGUCGAGAAACAUGCAGUACAUUUCUGGAUUAAUACUGAAUGGAGAAUGUCCUAGUGCAGGGACAACGGGCAACAUUUAUAAUUUUUGUGAAGCUGGGCUGAGGAUAUCCGGCGUUGUUCCUAUAUCAACCGAAGCUGCCAUAUAUUUUACUAAUAAAUUAGUUACUUCUGUUACCAUUACUACUACGGAGAAAAGCACGGUUAGUUUUUUAGGCACAUCGGAUGGGAUAUUGAAAAAGAUUUUACUGGUAUCGUUUCUGGAAGGUAUCGAAUACGAAGAAGUUACACUGGAUAGUGGUAGCGCUGUGUUACCGGAUACCACAUUCUCGCCCAUUGGAGGAUAUGUUUAUGUUCUUACCACGUCCAAGGUCUUAAAAGUCAGCAUGGAACAUUGUAUAAGCUAUUCGAAUUGUUCAUCGUGCCUAGAAGCCAGAGAUCCGUACUGUGGAUGGUGUUCGUUGGAAAAAAGGUGCACGGUACGUGGAGCGUGUCAACAAGCUAGUCAAAGUUUACCACGAUGGUUGUCUUUUGGCGCCGGUCAACAAUGUAUAGAUUUCGAGCAAGUGUUACCAGAUCGUAUACCGAUUAAUGAAAAGACAGCGGUCCAAUUAACCAUCCGUACUCUACCCGAAUUACCCACCGGAGCAAAAUAUCGCUGCGUGUUCGGCGGAGCUGAUCCGAUCGACGCGAUCGUCACAUCUUACGGACUAACGUGCAAUACUCCUCCGGUAUCAAAUCGACCAAAAAUCGCCGAAGGACACGAUCACGUUUUGGUGCCAUUAUCAGUCCGAUCGUCCGAGACUAACAAGGAUUUUGUGAGCAGAAACUUCGCCUACUUCGAUUGCUCAGCCCAUCGGACGUGUUUCGAUUGCGUGAAAUCAAAUUGGGCGUGUAAUUGGUGCGUUUACGAGAAUAAAUGCUCUCAUAAUAUAUCCUCGUGUCAAGAAUACGUCAUCAGCGGUGAAAAAAAUCCGAAUCGUUUAUUGCUGCAUGGAAGAAACGCUUGCCCGAGGUUUAGACGACCAUCCGAGCCGAUCCUGUUACCAAAUGGAGUCUCGAAAUCCAUCGUACUCGAGGUGGAAAACAUGCCUCAGCCUUUACCAGCUCAUACCGGCUUCAAAUGUAUCGUCAACUUGGACGACGCCAAAAUGAUGAUUCCGGCAAAAGUCGAAGAUGGCAAAUUGAUCGUUUGUGAGAAGACUUUGUAUUCGUAUCGAGCCAAUAAGGGCGAAUUCGAAGCAUCCCUCACCAUAAUUUGGAACCAUAAUCAUCACGUGGAUACGAUAAACGUCACUUUGUACAAAUGCGAGAUUCUUGGAUCGCACAGAGAACACGCCGAUUGCUCAUUAUGCAUAACGAGGAACGCCAAGUAUCAAUGUAACUGGUGUAAUAACGCUUGCACUUACAAUGAAUUAUGUACUUCUACUACCGGAUGUCCAAAACCACGUAUUGAUAUGAUUAAACCAUUGAGUGGUCCAGUCGAAGGAGGUACAUUGAUUACCAUCGAAGGAAGUAAUUUGGGAUUAAAGGAGGAUGACGUCAGAAACAAAAUCGUCAUUGGCCAAUCACCUUGCGCCUUGGUCGAAUACCAGGUUUCGGUCAGGAUUGUUUGCAGAACAGGUCCAUCACCUGUCAAACACACUGCUCCUAUUGUGAUCGGAAAUUCUGCAGGGUUCACGGAGUCUUCGGUGUAUUUUAGUUACGAAAAUGUGAUAUUGAGCGCAGUUACUCCAUCAGUCGGACCAUUGAGCGGCGGCACACAACUGGCCAUCACUGGCAACCAUCUGAACAUCGGUAGCCAUACAACUGCUUUCUUGGACGAGUUACCAUGUUACAUAAAUUCAACCCAAGCUACCAGUACUCGAAUCACAUGCAUAACUUCAAAGGUGAUAUCUCCUCGAACCAUUCGUACAUUGACGAUACGCAUUGACGGGGCAAAUCGUACCUUAAUGGGAAACCCAUUCAAGUACAAGAUGGAUCCAACAAUAGCCGAAAUCAAACCACUUAUCAGUUUCGUGUCCGGUGGUCGAAUGCUAACUGUACACGGAACGAAUUUCGAUACGAUACAGAAACCGGAAAUGGUCGUUUAUAUGAACACCGAUUUUCAUUUCCCGAUUAAUAAGACUGAUUGCUUGGUAUUGAGUUCCACUCAAAUGGAAUGCCCUUCACCGUCGGUCAAUUACGACUUCGUGAAAGCUGCGAUGCAGGCACAUUCCAGGCGAAGAAAACGCAAGAGAUCGAUUCAAACCAGUACCGAAGAUUUUCAACAUUUAGUUUUGAAAAUCGGAUUCAACAUGGACAACGUGGAAUCCGUCCGAGAUUUGGAGAAGCAUAAUAAAGAGCUGCAAUCUCAAAUCACUUACGUCGAAGACCCAAAAUUCUUUAGAUUCCCUAAUGAAAUCAAAUUGUACAAAGGAGAUACUCUUGUAAUCGAGGGUGAAAAUUUGAACGUGGCAGUUGACGAAUUCGACGUGUUAGUUACCGUAGGCACGAUACCGUGUAAUAUUACUUCUUUGGCGAGCACUCAGCUGGUGUGUACACCUCCUCAAACGCAGCCUCCUCCAACCGACGAUUACGAUAAAUCGACACCUUUCGGAUUACCUAUGGUGGUGGUUCGAGUAGGUAGAAGCUUACGAUUCCAACUGGGAUACAUCCAGUACGAUAUGGUAGCCAGUUAUACAUUCCCUUCAGAAGCUUUGGCCGGUAUAGUGGCCGGAAUCAUUGCUGUACUUAUCGUGUUCGUGAUAGUUUUAACAUUUUUUCGUCGCAAAUCUACUCAAGCUGAACGAGAAUACAAACGGAUACAAAUACAAAUGGAUACGUUGGAGAGUAACGUAAGACUGGAAUGCAAACAAGCAUUCGCCGAACUACAAACGGAUAUGACUGAUUUGACCGCCGAUCUGGAGUCAUCUGGAAUACCUACCUUGGACCAUAACGAAUAUAUUUUGAAGGUAUUCUUUCCUGGUGUUCGAGAUCAUCCCAUUUUAACUGAUCCAAAGAUGCGGAUGAAUUGUCCACCGACCAAUUACGAUGCAGCUAUGAUGCAAUUCGAGCAGCUGAUUAAUAAUAAAUAUUUCAUUGUGACCUUUAUUGAGACCCUAGAGUCGCAGAAAUCCUUCGAUAUCAGAGACAGAGUAAACGUGGCUUCUCUGCUCAUGAUCGUCCUAAUGGGUCGAAUGGAAUACGCGACCGAUGUACUUCGCUGUCUGCUGCUACGACUGAUCGACAAAACUGUCGCUUCCAAGCACCCACAGCUCAUGUUACGACGUACCGAAUCGGUCGUCGAAAAAAUGUUAACCAAUUGGCUGGCGUUAUGUAUGUACAAAUAUCUUAAGGAUUACGCUGGCUCAUCGUUGUUUCUAUUGUACAAAGCUAUCAAACACCAAGUGGAAAAAGGCCCUGUCGAUGCGGUUACCCAUGAAGCAAGGUACUCUUUAUCGGAGGAGAGACUGUUGCGAGAACAAAUCGAGCAUAACGUUGUGACUUUGCACGUUUUACAAGACGACGUCGACGAAAAAAUCCAAUGUAAAGUGUUGGACUGUGAUACAAUUAGCCAAGUUAAAUCUAAAAUACUCGAUGCUGUUUAUAAGAAUACUCCGUUUUCGAUGAGACCGUCCAUUCACGAAGUUGAUCUAGAAUGGCGUCAUGGUCGUGGUGGCCAUCUUACUAUACGCGACGAAGAUGUCACCAGUAAAAAUCUAUGCGGAUGGAGGAAAUUGAACACGUUGUCUCAUUACGGUAUACGUGAAUCGGCUGUGAUGUCACUAAUUGCCAGAUCUCAAGAGAAUAUAACGUCUAAUUGUAAGCAGCCUUGUGAUAAUUUUUUCUACGCAGGUACCAGCGUCUACUUUAGUAAUUCUUUAUCGCCGAUCAUCACAACCAGUAAUGGCGGCAUCGAGAACGCCAACGUUCACUAUUACCAUCUGGUCAAACCACUAGACGAACAGCAAUACUUUAGCACCAAGAUAUCGGAUAGGAUGCAUAAGGCGAUACCAGAAAUCUACCUUACGAGGUUGCUCUCUACCAAAGGCACCAUACAGAAAUUCGUCGACGAUUUCUUUAGCACCAUAUUGACCGCUAACGAAGCCCUACCUCCGGCUGUUAAAUGGUUAUUCGAUUUAUUCGACGAAGCUUUCAGAAGGCAUAAUAUCAUGGAUCCGGAGGUUCUGCAUGCGUGGAAAUCCAACAGUUUACCAUUGAGAUUUUGGGUGAAUUUCAUCAAGAACCCUGAUUUCAUAUUUGAUAUUAAUAAAACACCAACGGUCGACUCGUGCCUCUCUGUUAUCGCUCAGACGUUCAUGGAUUCUUGUUCGAUGAACGAUCAUCGUCUUGGCAAGGAUUCGCCUUCAAAUAAAUUGCUCUUCGCCAAAGAUAUUCCACAAUAUAGAGAUACGGUGGCAAGGUUCUAUCGUGAUAUUCAACUUAUGCCACAAGUUUCCGAUCAAGAGCUGAGUUCAGCAAUGCAGCAACUAUCCGUAUCGCAGAUUGGGCAUUUCCACACGAUAUCCGCCUUAAAGGAGCUUUAUAUUUAUGUUUCCAAAUAUAACGACGAGAUAUUCGAGUCGCUAGAUUUGGAUCCGUACUGCAAAGGGACCCAGCUAAGCCACAAGUUGGAAAACGUUGCUUGUACGCUGGAAGGCGAAGAAACAUCGGCUUGCUGACCGGAGAUUUUUUUCACAUACCUUUAAUACUUAAUGAUUUUCAGCUAAUUGUUAAGGCCUCUUAUAUAUUUAAUAUUUUUUCUUAAAUGCUGUGAUAUUUAAAACAAAUGUGUAAAAAAAAAAUUUUUUAAUGAAAAAAUACGCUAUACAGUAAAAGUUCCUCCGUGUCAGGGUCAUUCACGUGGUAAUAAAAUUCAAAUGUCUGCCUUUUAGGUGCGUGUAAAUGCAUGCAAAAUUUUUUCAUUUUUGUAUUACCUAUUAUUCAUCGUUAUAAAACAUAAUUUUCAAGCCAAUACAAAUUUUUCAACCAUACAUGAAUUUUUUUCCUAGUUGUUCGAUAUGCUCCACGAUGUGUAAAAUUUUUUGCAACUCUCGGUAUAAAUCCAGCCUAAUUUUUUUUUACCCAUUCACAAAUUUUUUUACAAAUUUAUGUAUAAGGCAUGAUCUCGUCUGUUCGGAGGAGUUUUUCUGGCUACGUGUUUUUUUGUUUCAUUUUGGAUACCAUUAUCGCUAAAAAUUUGCGUAUUAGGUUAAGAUGAAAAAAUGUUUUGUGUAAUUUUAGAACGUGUAGCUUAAAAUUGUGUACCUAUUUGUGUAUAUUUUAGAUAAUUUACGUGGUCGUGAUUUUUAUAGAACAUAAAUGAUAAAUUCAGCUUCCGUGUUAAGUCGUUAAUUUAUAGAUAUUUUUUCAUGUGGUCAAUUAAACGAAUUUACUUAUGUACAUGAGGGAAGGAUGUAGAUUCACUCCCUUUCUCCACACAUUCAUUUGCUAUUACACAUUUAACUGUAAGAUAUCUAGUGCCAUCAAUAGUAUAAUUAGGUUCGACAUAUAUUUCAUUCGAAAAUCUACAGAGAAAAUUUCUGGCAUCAAGUACUCGAAGCAAAUAACAUCUGUGAUCGUUUACGUUGUAUUUAACUCGUUUAAUUAAUUAUGUUCCUCGCGUAUGAUUUAAUUUAAUUCGUUAAAAGACAAAUUUUUUAUGUGAUAAGGAGACCGUUUACUGUUACUACAUCACGCAAUAUAUCUUUCUUUCUCAAUAAAAAGAGAAAAAUGCCCAACAUCCGAGCCCUCAGAUUCCGAAAUUUUUUUAAUAAACCAUCAAUUUAUAAGUACAUCAAAAUCAAAAAAAAAAAAGUAAGAUGUUAAUCGAAAAUGUACAUACUUAUUUACACGUCAUUUGAAUUGUAUAAAUUUCGUAAGAUUUGUAAAAAUGUUAUACCCGCGUGUAGGUAUGAUAUUUUUCAUAGAUUCGUUUUUUAAAAUAUGUUUCCCUUUGUUUUGUAUUUUUUUAUUUCGUUUGUUUUUUUAAUUGUUUAAAUGGCGAUAAAAAUUUUCGCAUUUUGUUUUUUUUUUGGGGCGAUUUUUAAAUUAAAACUUUUAGUCAACAGAAAUAUUUAUGGGUUUUGGAAUCUCAAUAAGUACUACGUGAUGUAUUUUGAUUUUUUUUUAAAUUUGUGUUUUCUUUUUUAAUUUGCAUUUAUUUUGAAACAAUUAUUACGAUUGUACAUGAUACGUAAUAUAGUGUAUAGUGUAGAAAUUAUGAACAGAUGGUGGAAUACUGACUUUUGUAAGUUUCUCUUCCAUAUCUAUUGAAAUAAAGAUAUUUAAAUUGA